Messenger RNA from Hibiscus syriacus, 1191 nucleotides. Its product is annotated as ABC transporter G family member 21-like. Lineage: Eukaryota; Viridiplantae; Streptophyta; Magnoliopsida; Malvales; Malvaceae. The record is from RefSeq and is a predicted model, not a curated record. The coding region runs from base 1 to 1062 and encodes 353 amino acids. The transcript has 4 exons. Gene Ontology annotation, molecular function: ABC-type transporter activity. Gene Ontology annotation, cellular component: membrane.
AUGGUUCAUUGUAUAGCCCCUGAUACAAAACCGGACGAGCAACAACAAGAGUUUCAUGGCAGAGUAGACCACCCUGAUGAUCAAAAUUCCACAAAACAGUUGCUAAUAUCGUCUUACAAGAAGAACAUAUACCCUACAUUGAAGGCGGAUAUCAGUCAGAAUCCGCAAGAUUCAUCUUUUCCAACUUCUAAAUCAUCGAAAUCAAGUGAGGUUGAAUGGAACAGCAGCUGGUGGGAACAAUUCAAGGUCUUGUUGACAAGGGGUGUACAAGAGAGGAAGCAUGAAUCCUUUUCGGGCCUACGGAUAUUUCAAGUCAUGUCGGUCUCGGUUCUUUCCGGCCUCCUCUGGUGGCAUUCCGAUACUUACCACUUACAAGAUCAGUAUUUUUGUUUGCAGGUGGGACUUUUAUUUUUCUUCUCAAUAUUCUGGGGGUUUUUCCCUCUGUUCAAUGCCAUAUUCACCUUCCCACAAGAGCUUCCAAUGUUAUUCAGAGAAAGAUCGUCGGGGAUGUACCAAUUAUCCUCGUAUUACAUCGCCCGAACAGCCGGCUAUUUGCCGAUGGAGCUCGUUCUUCCCACGAUAUUCGUGACUGUAACAUAUUGGAUGGGAGGACUCAAGCCUUCACUAUUAACAUUUAUUCUAACCCUCUCGAUCGUACUCUUAAACGUGCUGGUCUCUCAAGCGCUAGGGCUGGCAAUGGGAGCCGUUCUAAUGGACGUAAAACAGGCCACAACCUUGGCCUCCGUGACCAUGCUGGUGUUUCUAUUAGUGGGCGGAUACUACAUUCACCACAUGCCUGAUUUCAUAGCUUGGUUAAAGUACAUCUCCUUCAGUCACUACUGCUAUAAACUUCUGGUCGGGGUGCAGUACUCGGCGAACGAGUUGUACAAAUGUGAGAUCGGGAGGCGUUGCAAGGUCGUCGAUUUUCCGGCGAUCAAGUAUUUGGGUCUUGAUUAUGAUAAUAGGUGGUGUGAUGGGGUUGCUUUGAUAAUAAUGUUGGUCGGAUACAGGCUACUGGCUUAUGUGGGUCUAAGAGUAUAUGGAAAACCUGGAUUAUCGUAGCUCUACUUGUUCAAGGUACAGAAUUGAUCAAUCUGUAUACAUCUCCUAAUUAAUUAUUAGCCAGCUGAUCAUCCUGCUAAUUAAUUAAAUUAGAUUUGUUGUACAGUGACUGUGAAUGGUGGUUGUAAA